AUGGCAUCCUCGGUGGGGUCCGACAUCUUCGCAUGCCUGGCUCUUUUGACCAUCUCAGUCGCCGUCUUGUUCAUCCUACGCCACUACCUGCCUCUACGAACCAGUCCUGCGUUCCUCCUCGUCCCAAUUUUCCUCGCCCUAGUCCUUCCCGCCAGCGCCCUCGUUUUAGUGCCUAUUGAUCUCGCAUCCAGCGCACGAGAAAGCAAUCAUGGUGGGAAAGGAAUAUGGUUACCACAAAGAGCUGUUUUGGUCUCGUGGAGGAUAGUCUACUGGUUGACCUUUGUCCUGACAUGGGUUGUCUUGCCUCUGUUGGGAGAAUACAUGGAUGCUGGAUACCGCGAACCCAAGUCCCGGCUGAUCUAUUCCCUGCGUUCCAAUGGCAGGUACCAGCUGAUUGUUCUGGUCUGCGCCAUCGCCGGUUUGAUCUACAUGAUCUUUUCCUAUGGCUUCGACUUCACCGCAAUCAGAGCCUUGGUCAUGGCCCUCGCAUAUGUGUGGGGUCUUGCUCUCGCCAUCUACCUGAUGGGCCAUGGGCUAGUCGCCAUCCCUAGGAGAAUGUUUCGAAAAGCAGAUAUAAGCGGCAGCCUGCGCCGCGUCCAGGGUCAGGCUCCAAGGGUACAUGAGAAGCUGGAGGACGCUGUUGUGGCACUUGAUGAGCUGGAAGCUCAAGUGAUGCAGCUCAAGCAAAGGAAAACUGGGAGUGCCCGAGAUUUUCAGGAUUGGAUUGAUGAAUUGGUGGACAUGACCGGUCAACCCGAGAGUCGAGUCUUCUCAAACGUCACCACCAUGGACGCCUCUUCCAAAGUCCCGGCCGUCAUUACCGAAAGAUACCUGGCGGACCUGACCCGACGACUAGUUCGAGCCAAACACCGACGAGCUAGAUACAUCCGGGAAUGGGACAACAUUGUGCAGACUGCCUCAGAUCUGCAAGCUAUCCUUGACUCCAGAGGCUCGCGGAAACUGAACUUUGGGCGUUCCAUGUCAUCACUCAGGUGGUCUCUCAUGACCCCAUCAAUGCGCUAUCAUCUAUACCUCCACAUCAUCCCCGCGGCCAGGAUAGCUCUUGGAGCCAUCCUCUCCCUCGCAUCGAUCGCUGUCAUUUGGUCUGAGAUUAUCAAGUUUCCUGCCCCGCACCUUUCGGCGGUCAGCCUCACCGUCAUUCAUCACCCAAGUGACAAGAACUAUCAAAUUGGCUUCGGCGGUCAACUCGUCGCUUCCAUGUGGAUUGCUUAUAUGUGCGUCUGCGCACUAAGUAGCAUGAACGAUGUUCCUACCUGGAAUCAGCGAGCACUGGUUAGAAGGAACACCUACGCUGAAUCUGCAUGCUGGUACGCGGGACAGAUUGCUAAACUGACAGUGCCGCUCGCGUACAAUUUCCUCACUUUUCUGCCCAAAGAUAUCCACCAAAAUUCGACGUUCUACAAUUUCUUGGGGAGGCUGAUCAACCUGACGCCGCUAGGGACCUGGUUUGAUUACCUGUUCCCAAUGUUCAUCCUUCUACCCGUGAUCAUGACAUUAUUUAAUCUAUAUGGCAAGAUCAAGAACGUGCUAGGCUUCGGCAUAUUGGAAAUCGAUGAAGACGAGGAUGAAAAUCCGUCCGGUUUCGGAACUGGAGGCUGGCGGGAAGGACGGGAUCUCAUCUCUCGAGAUCUCCAGGGGCAUCGACCGACAGCUACAUUGGGUAUUACAGAAUCCCCACGCUCGUCUGUGGAUAGGCCUCGCGGCGCACCGACCAGGGGGGUGCCCUCCGCUGACCGUGCAGGUGUUGGAAGCAACCGCACCACCGCAUCGAGUACGCUACACAACUCGGCAUCGGGUGGUAGGUUCAGAGAUAGACCUGCUUUGGAACCUGAGCCUGAUGAGGAGAAUUUCUUCACGCUGUUCGGACGAAGGGUGAAGAACACGAUUGAUACGAUCGAAACACCCAAGUGGAUGCAACCUUCGACGAAUCGAGGUAGAGCUGGUGGCGGAUUCAAACGGCCCCGAUGGUUAGGUGGACCAAGCGAUGAGGGCGGAGACAACAGCGAGAAUACCAGCAGUGCAAGUGGCAGCGGUGGUGGUUCCAAUAUCCUCGGGCUGUUUGGUGGCAGGACUCAGGACGGGAGAAUCAUGAUAUGA
Molecule: messenger RNA, 2118 nt
Organism: Fonsecaea erecta
Lineage: Eukaryota; Fungi; Ascomycota; Eurotiomycetes; Chaetothyriales; Herpotrichiellaceae
Exons: 1
Coding region: 1-2118 (705 amino acids)
Cellular component (GO): membrane
Source: RefSeq, a predicted model, not a curated record